Hevea brasiliensis (rubber tree) is the source of this 976-nucleotide messenger RNA. Its product is annotated as mitochondrial import inner membrane translocase subunit TIM23-1. The transcript has a single exon. Bases 248 to 790 code for a protein of 180 amino acids. Gene Ontology annotation, cellular component: mitochondrial inner membrane; TIM23 mitochondrial import inner membrane translocase complex. The record is from RefSeq and is a predicted model, not a curated record. Gene Ontology annotation, molecular function: transmembrane protein transporter activity. Gene Ontology annotation, biological process: protein import into mitochondrial matrix. NCBI's taxonomy places the organism in Eukaryota, Viridiplantae, Streptophyta, Magnoliopsida, Malpighiales, Euphorbiaceae.
AGAAAAAAUAGGGUGUGCUUCUUCCUAGAAACGUGCCGCCUCCCCUCUCGGCUUCUGUGGUUGUUUUCAGAGUUUACAAGUUUUGACCCGCCACGGAAGAUCUGUCAAGUCCAAAUCCUAGACCCACAUCGUCAAAAAUCCAUCUUCCUUUCCCAAAAACCCUACCUUUCUCCUUCUAGAGCCUGCCGAUCUUCUCUGUUCAAAAAUCUCAACUUUUUUCCUUCUCUGAAUCCAAAUAAGGUAAGUGAUGGAUGAUUCAAACGAUCGGCAAUAUUACAAGUAUCACCCGUAUCAGGAUCUCUACCACGUCCCAGCUCAAAGCCUGUAUAAUUUGCCCACUUCUCCCGAGUACCUUUUUGAUGAAGAAGCUGCACAUCAGCGCCGCAGCUGGAGUGAAAACCUUCAAUAUUACACUGGAACCGGCUACUUAUCUGGAGCGAUUAUUGGGGGGGCUAAGGGUUCUUUUGACGGCAUCCGCUCCGCCGAGCCUGGUGACACCAUGAAAUUGCGGAUCAACAGGAUUCUGAAUUCUGGUGGACAUGUGGGUCGGAAGUUUGGGAACAAUUUGGGUGUUUUGGGGCUGAUGUUUGCUGGCCUUGAGAGCGCUUUGAUUCACCAUAGAGACACUGAUGAUUUGCUCAAUACGGCUCUCGCGGGGCUCGGGACUGGGGCGAUUUAUCGUGCAGCAAGGGGACCGAGAUCGGCGGCUGUCGCAGGGGCCAUUGGAGGGAUUGCGGCUGCUGCUGCUGUUGCGGGAAAGCAGCUGGUUAAGAGAUACGUACCCAUAUAAAAAUUGCAAAUUUUUAUUUUGUGUUUAUCGGGAGGGGCCUUGUUUAGGCAGAUAUGGUAUUCGAGGGUUUUUCUUAGGUGGAAAAGUUAAGUGAUUUCAUUAAAGGAUUUUGGUAUAAAUUGGUUCGUUUCUUGUAACGAGUAUUGUUGUUUCAUAAUCCAAUUCACCGACUCGGCAUUUCUUGAA